GCGAGUAAGGGAUUACAGUUACCAGUCUAUUACUGAAAAAGUGAAAUUGUCAAUAUAUGCAGCUGUAACAGGUUUAUGUGGUGUUUCAGCGCGCAGAUUUGCGUUUUACAGCAUGUUUACAAACUCAUACAGAACUGCUUGUUUGGCUGGAACGUACCGAAACAGAAUAUGCGCUACAUCAGCGCUCACACUAGCGACGCUAACUCGUUCUAUCACUAAAUACACUAAGAUAAGUUCGCUGAAAAAGCGAAAAUCGGGGAGCGAUGAGCCACCCACGUCCUCGCCGCUGAGUCCGGAGCAGCUGGAACGAAUAGAGAAGAACAGGCGCGCCGCUCUUGAGAGGCUGGCGGCCCGCAACGUACCGCCCGGAAUCGGAGAAAGCUGGCAGAAAGCACUUGGUGGCGAGUUUGGAAAACCAUACUUUACCACGCUGAUGUCCUUUGUCGCAGAGGAGAGGAAACGCCGCACAAUCUAUCCACCCUCUCAUCAGGUGUUCUCUUGGACCCAGAUGUGUGCAGUUGAAGACGUGAAGGUGGUCAUUCUUGGUCAGGACCCAUACCACGGCCCAGGUCAGGCUCAUGGUCUGUGCUUCAGCGUGCAGAGACCCAUCCUGCCCCCACCCAGCUUGGAGAAUGUGUACAGAGAGCUGGCUGAUGAUAUAGAGGGUUUCCAGCAUCCUGGACAUGGUGAUCUGACGGGAUGGGCCACUCAAGGAGUCCUCCUGUUGAACUCCGUGUUGACGGUUCGAGCGCACCAGGCAAACUCCCACCAGGACCGCGGCUGGGAGACAUUCACUGACGCUGUGGUCACAUGGCUUAGUGAGAACCUGAAUGGUCUGGUCUUCCUCCUUUGGGGGGGGCAUGCCCAGAGGAAGGGUGUGGCCAUUAACCGGAAGCGACACCAUGUCCUGCAGGCAGCACAUCCUUCCCCCCUGUCUGUGAGUCGGGGGUUCUUUGGCUGCAGGCAUUUCUCCAAGACCAACGAGCUGCUCAGGAAAUCAGGGAAGACCCCGAUAGAUUGGACCGCACUCUGACAACUGACCGGCUGACUCCGCUGACCUGACACGAUUCAUUUCAUGAUUGGAGAGCGGGGCUUCA
Messenger RNA from Megalops cyprinoides (Indo-Pacific tarpon), 1097 nucleotides. Its product is annotated as uracil-DNA glycosylase-like. NCBI's taxonomy places the organism in Eukaryota, Metazoa, Chordata, Actinopteri, Elopiformes, Megalopidae. Gene Ontology annotation, cellular component: nucleus; mitochondrion. Gene Ontology annotation, biological process: base-excision repair; base-excision repair, AP site formation via deaminated base removal. The coding region runs from base 113 to 1033 and encodes 306 amino acids. The transcript has 6 exons. The record is from RefSeq and is a predicted model, not a curated record. Gene Ontology annotation, molecular function: uracil DNA N-glycosylase activity.